Messenger RNA from Fusarium sp. VM40, 22977 nucleotides. The record is from the annotation of a GenBank genome assembly. Lineage: Eukaryota; Fungi; Ascomycota; Sordariomycetes; Hypocreales; Nectriaceae.
AUGCAGCGAGAUAAUCGCUCUCGGGACCCCGAGGGCUCUCGCCGCCGCUGGUACGAGUCUCGCGAUCGCGACCCAAGAGAUCAGGAUCAGGGAGACUCGCGUCAGCAAACACCACGGGCGCUUCCACCACAUCAACCACCACCACAACCGCAAUACCCGCAACAGCCAUUCUCGCCAAUGUAUCAACAAACCCCUCCGCCACGACAGUAUGACCCACGUUAUGACCAAUCUCCAAUGUACCAACAGUCGCCGCAAUAUCCACGUUUUCCAGCGCCGCCUCAGCAGUAUCAUCAACAACAACCACAUCCCUACCCCAACGCGCCACCUCAGUCAAUGCCGGCGUAUAAUGACCCUCGACAAUCGCAACAAACCCCGCAACGACCGCAGACGCCCUCAAGUGUAUUCUCUUCUUCAAGCGACACCUCAACAUCCUUGUUGGACAUUUCGCGAUUCAAGGACACCAAGCAGUUUGGUGGUGUCUUUGGUACUUUUUUCAAGGCGCCCUCGGACCGUGUGAAACAGCGCCUUCACAGGAAGAAACAGAAGAAGCGCCGCGUUCUCUACUUUGGAAACUCUUCUUCCUCAUCCGUAAACUCUGACUUGGCCUACGGCUACGGAUAUGUCAAGCAGCCAAAGAGCCGUACUCUAAGCCCUCGCAGUCAAAGCCGUGCCUCUGGCCAAACCCAUGGAUCUGUUUCAGGCCAAGGUCCCAGCAAUGGACAUCGGCGACGUAGCUCUGGUGGUUCCGAUCGCGCAUCGCGACCGGUUCCCCGAAAGAAGACUGCCGACGAGGAGAUUAUGGCUCUUGGCCAGCAGCUCUCUGACCUAGCCCGGCGGUCCAAGGAAGACGAGCAGCGCAUUUCCAGCCGAGGAUCAGGUAAGGGCAAAGCGGCUGCCCUAGGGCUCGCAGCUGGUGCAGCUGGCGUCGCCAUGGGCUCCCGCUUUGGCAAACAGAAGCAAAGCCCCAAGGGCAAGGGUAAAUCCAAGCACCGCGUCGACACUUCCGAUGACGGGUCAGAAUGGGAAGAUGCCUCUGACGACGAAGGCACGUCUAGCAGCGAUGACGCAGCCUCAGCUGGCGACUCAGAGCUUGCAUACGGGACCGUUGGAGAGUCUAUCAAGCCCGCCGUUGGCGUUGCAGCCGCAGCCGGAGGUGCCGCCGCCGCAGCCGCCAUGGCGGAUUCCCGAAGACACUCGGGUUACAGCCAAUCUUCAGAGUAUCGUCGAUUCGAAGACAGAGGCUCUAUUGUCGACCCCCGCCUCUUUGGCCCUUACAACUCUCUGAGAGGCUCAAUCAACACCCCAUGUGGUUUCCGAGACGAAGGACAGGCCGAGGCAUACCGUCGCGAUUCUGGUAAUUUCGUGUUCGGCUCCCCAAUUCAAAUGCGUGAUUCGUAUCCUGGACCUCCUGGACCUGCUCCCGGUCAUAAUCGAUUUGGUUCAGCACAAUUCUCAGCUUCUGGCCCACAGCAAGAAUCUAAAGAAUCCACACCUCGACCUGCUCCUGGCCAUAACCGAUUUGGUUCAGCACAGUUCUCAGCUUCCGGUCCACAGCAAGAUUCUUUGCCCCGACCUGCUUAUGGACCUGCUCCUGGACCUGUUUUUGGACCUGCUCCCGGUCACAAUCGGUUUGGCUCAGCACAAUUCUCAGCUUCCGGCCCCCAUCAAGAUUCCUCAUCCCGACCUGCCGCAGUCCCUCUGCAACAGCCCGUCCCCAAGCUCCCUGUGUCUUCAAAAGUCUAUGAGACUGAGAAGUAUGAGGAUGUAAAUGGCAAGGACUCUCGCCAGCGUAGACAGGAACAGUCUAAUGGAAAGAGUUGGAGUGGAGUUGCUGCUGCUGGUCUUGCAGCUGCAGCAGCUAGCGCGGCUCUGGCAUCUUCAUCGCGAAAGGACAGCCGUGAGCACCAUGACGAGAAGAAGUUUGACCGCGACAGCCGAGACCGCCGAGAACAAGAGCGGAUCGAUAUGGAGCGCCAGAAAGCCCUAGAAGUGGAGCAACAAAAACUCAAUGAGCUUGAGCGCCAAAAAGCUCGAGAACUUGAAAGAUACAAGAACCAAAAUCCUGGACGGCAAUACGACGACUGGGAACAAUGGCAUAAAUCCCUUGAGCAUGAACGUGAGCGAAACGCGAAAUGGGAACGUGAUUACCGCGAAACGGAACCUGCAGCAGUUAUCCCAAAUUAUAAUAAUGACCGAAAGUCUUCACGACAUAAUGAUCAUGACGAUACCCCUACGGAGAGAAAGGAGAAGAAGGAGAAGCAAAAGUACGACAUUGUGGUUGAGCCUCAGCGGGAUCAAGGCAAAGGCGGACCAUUUCGCAUUGAGCAUGGACAAGAGUUCAAGGUAAUGAACGAGCCUGUCGUUCAAGCCGAGAGCAGCCAGCGUAAUGAUACCGGAGAUGGUCGCGACCUUCCUCUUCCCACUGGUGCAGGCCACCAGGCCAUUACGAAGCCGACUGAAUCUGAUCCCGAUUUUGUUGAUCCUUUCCAGUACCAAGUUGCAGACGAUGCCUUCACAUUGUCUCAAAGAACUACCCCCAGACGCCCCCUUACACCUAAUGUUGUCACUGUUGACCGCGAGCCCAACUUUGACGAUUCUCCGCCAAGGACUUCAGCAGCUGACGCUAGGUUGAGUCGACGCGACUCAUUCGAGAUUGAGCGCAUGGUCGAGGAUUACCACCGGGACUCUCAGGAUGUGCCCCAGCAACGUAAGCCUCAAACUGGUCGUGAGUACGAGCAGGAGGAGCGCGAAGCCAAAUCUAUUCUAGAUGAGGCUAAGAAGGCUACCAUUCCUGUCGCAGCCGUCGCAGUCGCAUCUGCAGUCGCAGUUGAACACGAGCGCUCGAAAGAACAGCGAAAGAGCAAAUCUUCUAAGGGCAAGUCACAGAAAAAAUCAAGAGGCCGCAAGGAUGCAGUGCAGGAGGAAGCAGACCGUUAUUACCGCGAGUCCUGCAUCGCUCGAAAGAUUGCUUCUGACGAGAUGCGAUCGCGCAGUGCUUCUCCCGAGCCAUCUGUGGUUGAUAAGUGGCAAGAUGACAAGAAUGAAUCAUUCACUAUUGUUACACCACCUGCCAUGGAGGACAAGCACGCCGAGAAGAGCAUCUAUGAGGGACCUGAUGCAGAUGUGAAGAUUGACAACAAGAUUUACCCUCAAGAGGAACGCCGUUUCCGAAAUCUUGGUGACAAUUCUUCAGCUCUGGUUCUGAGGCAAAGAGAUAUCUCACGAGAGCGCCCUGUCUUGAACCUGAUCUAUCCUACUCCUGCCGCGAGCCGCCAGCCUACACCAGCUCCGCCGGCGAGAAAGCAGGAGAAGGAGGAGAGCUUCGACGCUGAAGAUGUUAUCAUCGGACCCAAAGGAGAGAUCCUUCCCGCUAGUGAACCAGUCUCGGUUGCCAAGUCUGUCAGCUGGGGCGAGAACGAGACCAAGAGAUUCGAUGCUCACACACCAGAAGCUCGAAGUGAAACUGAGAACUAUUUCCCUAAGGAUAAGUCUCCCGACAAGCCCAGGCCUAAGUUGAACAAGGCGAGCCGCUGGGGUAUUCUCGCCGCCGCACUUGCAGGUAGCAGCGCCGAGCCGCAUAAUGAACCUGAUGUUGAAGUGCCAUCCAAGCAGUCAGACAUCCCCAGGAACUUCCCAGACGACACUAGCCGAGAUGUCGUUGUUCAAAGAGCUGAAGCUUUUGAGGACGACGCAAGCCGAGAGCCCCCUGUUCCUGGGCCUAAACCUGCAAGCCCACACCGCGGCCAAAUGCCCGGUGGCUAUGCAGACGACUUGGAGUUUGCCGCUACGCUUGCCGCUGGCCUGAAGGACACUGGCUUCAACCCUGACAUCGUUAUCGAGGACCCCUCCUACAGUCGACGCGACUCUCCCCCAGGUGUCCAAGAGGCGAAUGGCGACUCUCACGGCAGUGCAAACGGCAAUUCCUGGUACAAACGUCCCUAUGUCGACCCUGUCCCUGAGAUGAACGAUCCCAACGUUCCGAAGCUCCUACCUGAGCAGGGUUUCGUUCUUGGAGAGGUUGAGACCCCCCAGGAAAAGACCUUCACGCCCUACCGCAGCGAACGUGACAUCAAGUCAGGACUGCCAAAGCCUGAAGAUGUGCCACUACCUGACAACGGCCCGGACAACACAAAGUUGAGCAAGCGAGAACAGCGCAAGCGAGACAAGUCCGAUGUCGUUGUUGUUCAGGAUGACGGAAAGAUCGAGAACGUAAGAGCUGAGCCUUCGCCAGCACGAGAGGCAGUCGAGGAGGUUUGGGAAGAUACCACUCGCAAGAAGAGCAAGAAGAAGGACCGUAAGAGCCGCGACCUAGAAGACGACUCUAGCUCAAGGGCUCCUGCUCCCUUUGACUACAGCACAAACCCUUCUAGAGACCUGCCAGCCAGAGACUCAAGAUCUUACAGUGAUUGGAGUGCUCCACGCGACGAAGACCGCAGUCGUGAUUUCAGUGCAGCUGAUAUUGCGAAGGUAGCUGUGCCCGCUCUCGCCCUUGGCGCCCUUGCUUCUUCGAGUUCCAGGGACACACCAUCCCGGGAUGUCCAUUCUGAUGACGAGCGGGAUACUCCCAAGAAGUCUCGCAAGCAGCUGAAUGAGGAUGACUACUAUGACGACGAUCGAUCUCGCAUUUCUUCAUCUGCGAAGCCUUCCCACCAUGGGCAUUCAUCUCGGGAUGUUCAGCCAGAUGAUGAGUUUGACGAAUCCAAGCACUCAAGAAAGCACAAGAAGGACCGCGAGUCUCGUGACGACAAGUACCGGGACUAUGCGAACUUGGACCCUGUCGAUCGACGGUCAUCAAGAAGAGACGGAUCGAGAGACCGUUCAAGAGAUCGUUCAAGACACCACUCGCGAGAACGCUCAAGGCAUCGCUCUAGAGACCGAUCAAGAGAUCACCGAUCAAGAGACCAUAGAUCGAGGGACAGAACAAGGGACAAGUCAAGAGAUCGUUCUCGUCACAGAAGAUCUGAUGACGAGGAGGAGAGACCCAAGAGUUCCAAGCGCCAUCCUUAUGGAUAUGACUCGCCGAGUCGCUCACUCGCGGCUUCUGAAAUCUCCCUUGGUAGCACCAGCAGCAGGAGAAGCAAGAAGUCUAAACGCAGAACUGGAAACGAGGACGACUUCGAUGAUAGCAAAGACAGUCCAUCAGACCGCAAGCGUGACCUCUUCGACGACAGAGACGUCAGUUCUGUCGUUUCUGAAUCGCGUGGACACCGAAGAAAGUCUUCUCGGUACGAUGACGACGAUGCAAAGUCAGUCGCCUCUAGUCCUGGCUCAUCCCGUCGGGACAAGGAGCACAAAGAACGUAGAACGCCAGAGAAGCGAGCAAGCAACAGCGUUCUUUCCAGUCUUUUCAAAACACGCAAAGACAAAAAGGAUUCUUUUUUAGGUAAUGCCGACACCCUUGGCGCGGGUGUCGGCUUAGCGAGUGCAGCGACCAUCAUUGCGUCCGAUGCUACUCGCUCCAACGCCGCCGAUGCCUCUUCGAACCAGUACCAUUCUGUUUCUCGUGAUGGGCACCGCCGAGCGCGAAGCUACGAACUGGUUGACCCUGAGGUUGUGUCCCGUGUCAUCAAACCAGCCAUUGACCCUCAAUACGGCGACCUUCUUCCCCUACCUCCUAGCGAACCUUCCAGCCCUAUUUCUGAUCCCGAGGACUUGCCUCCCCUCCCAGACAGUCGACCUGAUACCCCUCCUCAAGAGCGCACCAUGCGAAGGGAUAUGUGGUCUCACCAGCGUCGUCGCAGUGCUUUCGAUACACCAAUCAAGUCACCCAGCCGAACUGCUGUUCCUAUCGCGCUUCGUCUGGGCAAUAGGUCAAACCCUGGCUCUCCUGUGAGCUUCAAGGUCUCUCCAGGUGGCUCCCCUAUCGCUUCUCACUCAGAUGCCGUAGUCAUGUCAAGACGAGCUGCUCGCCCAACCUCGUGGGACAGCACCCGUGAGAUCAUGCCUUUGUAUCUUCUUGAGCACUCCAGACAUCAACCCACGACUGGAUCAGUACUUCCUGCUCUUCCACCCAGUGAACCCAGUGAGACCUCUGCGAAGAACUCACCAGAGUCGGAGUUCCUCAAACAUAACGACGAUUAUUUCGGCGAUGAACUUAACUUCAUCGGACCUGAUCUUCGUGUUGAUACUCAGCUCUCUCAACAACAUGAAAAGGACUCUGACGCUGGAUCCGAGGAGACCACCCCUCGUGCAGAGUUCAUGCCUGUACUUCCAGUCCCAGAACAUUCUCAAGCUGCCGAUGAGAUCACGGAGGAGCUUGACACUUCUCUCCCUCUGCCUGUCGAGUCUACCAGCAAAGUUAUGGACCGUGAUUUGUAUUCUCCUACUCCCUCACCGGUUGACGUUGCUGCCAUGGCUAUUCCCGCUGCUCUGGCUGCCGCCGCUGUUAUCCGAGGCAAGGAACGUGCCGAUUCCCCCACAGAGAGAGCAGACGACCUCGAGUCCGCUGAUGAGCAUUUCUCCGACGCUUUCGAGGGCCACUCGGAGCCGAGCUCACCUGGCGCAUAUGUCUUCCGGGCCCUUGCGUCUAGCUUUGAUGACAGACCUUCCCCACGAGUUCAGUAUGGUUACGAGCCUAUAACCUAUCCUGUGGCCAUUCCCGUUCAGGAGCCUGUCGUUGAAGAAGCCGUCGCCCGAGAGCCCGCCGCCAAAGGACUUGUUGCUGAAGAGCCUAUUGCUGAGAGGUCUUUUGUUCAAGAACCCCCGAUUAACUCUGUAACCGAGCUGCUUGGUCUCCCCGCCAAGGAGCCUGCUGUUAAUGGGCCCAUCAUCGAGGAGCCUAUUGCUGAGCAGGCUAUUGCGAAGGAGUUCACAAACGACCCUGUUACUGAAAGGGCUCUUGUUGAAGAGCAACCGAUUGACUCCGUAACCGAGCUUCUUGGUCUUCCUACCUCAAAGGCCACAACUGAGGAACCUAUCGUACAGGAGCCUACUUACUACCCGGCUACUGAGCUUGCUACUGAGCUUGCUACUGAGCUUGCUACUGAGCCUAUUGUUACUCCUGCUGAGGAGCCUGUUGUCGAGGAGCCUGCUGCUGAGAGGUCUUUCGCCGAGGAGACCCCAAUUGACUCAGUAACCGAGCUCCUUGGCCUUCCUACCUCAAAGGCCACAAAUGAGGAACCUAUCGUACAGGAGCCUACAUACUACCCGGCUACCGAGCCUGUCAGUGAGCCCGUUGACCAUCCUGCCAAGGAGGCUAUUGCCAAAGAGCCCCUUGUCGAGGAGCCCCUUGUCGAGGAGCCUGCUGUUGAGAGGUCCUUUGUCGGGGAGCCUCCAAUUGACUCGGUAACUGAGCUUCUUGGUCUUCCUACCUCAACGGUUAAAACUGAGGAGCCCAUCGUGCAGGAACCUACAUAUUACCCAGCUACUGAACCUGUUGCUGAGCCUGUUGCUGAGCCUGUCGCUGAGCCUGUCGCUGAGCCUGUCACCGAGUCCAUUGCCACCGAGUCCAUUGCCACCGAGUCCAUUGCCACACCUGCUGAGGAGCCUGCUAUCGAGAAACGUGCUGCCGCGAAGUCUCUCGCUGAGGAGUCGCCGGUUGACUCCGUAACUGAGCUGCUUGGUCUUCCCACCGAUGAGCCUACUAUUCAGGAACCUGCCAUCGAGCAGCUCACCAUAGAGGAGCCUAUGGUUGAUGAGCCUACUACUAAGGAAUCUCCUGUCGAAGAGCCUUCUGUUGAAUCGGUGACUGAACUUCUUGGUCUUCCAAUCGAGUCGCCCACUGUCAAGGAGCCUGUUGUCGAGGAACCUACCGUCGAGGAAUCUACACACGAAGAGCCUUCCGCUAGAUCUGUGACUGAACUUCUCGGUAUCCUCGCUCAGGAGCCCGCGAUUGAAAAUCCUGAGGUUGAGGAGCCUACUACUGAGGGACCCACUGUUGAACAACGCAUUGAUGCAUUGGAACCCACUGUUCAAUAUGGCCCCCAGCCUUUCAAUGAGUCUGUCGUGGAUAAUAAGGUUGAGGAUACGUACCCUGUCUACCACGCCCCUGGAAUUGAUUCUUUCGAGCAGCCUGCCGAGGAAUCUUCUAGAGACCUCACAGGAGGAUCGACUACCGGGGAUGUGGCAAUGCCGGCUAUUGACUCUGGUUUCCACCCAACACAAGAGUCACUUACCGAAUCCAUUACAAAUGCCACCCCUGAGAUAGUCGAGCCCGUUGGUGAGCUGGAAAAUGGAGCUUCCAGAGAGCCUGCUAGCGGCCUUCGUGAGACCAACCGGGAGCUGAACAGUGCACCUGUUUCUGAACCCAUGGUUGAAGAUGUCCCAGCAAUGGAGCCUGCUGUUGAGACCCUGCCCAAAUCUGCGACAGAGAACACCAGAGACGAUGCUCGACAGGCUGACAUCACCCUGAUUACGCCUGCUCCUGAAACUAUCGUCGAGCCUCUACUGGCAUCUGUUACUGAAGCUGCUCCUGAGCCCACUUCUGAAGUCAUCGAAGCAGCUGAAGCGAAGCCAGAAGGCCCUGUUAGCCAACGUGAGGAACAUGAAAUUACCACAGAAGAGUGGGAAAGCAUGACCGCCAAGGACAGAAAGAACAUGAAGAAGAAGCUCAAGAAGAAGGGCCUGGAACCCAUCAUCAAAGAUUCAUUUGAUGCCGCAGUCCUUCCACAGGAAUCCAGCAAGGCCAUCGAAACUGCACAAAACGAAGACGACGAAGACAUUUCCGCAAAGCAUCAACCCCCUGAAACGACGACGGUAGCCACUGGAACCGAGUCCCUUGUUGAACCAGUACCAGACCAUGCUCCUGAAUCACUUAUCGAGGACUCUUAUGUUCCCAAAACCAUCGAUGCCCAAGAACCUGUGGUUUCUCAAGAGCAGCAACCCGCAACCAUGGAGCCUAAAGAGCCUUCUGAGCUUGUAGACGAGAUUUUGCCAGCUCAUCAAGGACCAUCCACCCGACAAGAUGCAGAAGGUGUGCAAAAAGAUCCAGAAAUCACGAACACACCUGUGAUUGCUGAGCCUGAGCUUGAUCGUACACUUCCCUCUUCUGCUGAACCUCAACCCGACACAGAAAACACCUCUACAACUCCUUUGACCAUGGCUGAGGAAAUCGCUGAAGACCCCAAGGAGUCUCCGUCCAAGAGCAAGAAGAAGAAGAAAAAGAGUAAAGCUCAGCAGCAAGCCGAUGAGGAAGCAGCCAAGGCUGGACCUACAGUGACUGAAACUGAAGACCCAGCUCCAGCCCCGACCCCUGAAGCCGACAAAGAUGCCUUUGCUGCUUGGACAGAGCCAGAUGUUAUCGUCGAGACCCCAGCCGAGACUCCUGUUGAACCCGUUGAACCCAUUGCUGAAAGUGGCUUAGAUUCUGCUACAAAAUCGCUACCAGAUGCCAUAGCCGAGCCCGUUGUCGAUGCAGAUGCUUUCGAUGCCUGGGCAGAGCCUGAUGCCAUUGUUGAGGCCGUUGAUGUCCCUGAGGAAAUGCAAGACAAGCCGACUGCUGCUCCUGAGCCGGCUCCUGAGGUGCCUGUCGAGCCAACACAGGACGACGUUACCUCUCCUUCAAAGUCAAAGAAGAAGAAAAAGAAGAAGAAGAGCAACAGGGCCGAUGACGAACCAGCCAUCGACAACACAGAAAUUUCCCGCCCUGAGGAAUCUGCUCCUGUCGAAAAGACACAAGCCAAUGAAAUAUCUCCAGAUUUGACUCGAGGCCUAGUGGAAGAACGACCUUCUACGGCGCCGGAAACCAAGACUGAGUCUGCCAAGACCGUUCAACUCAACAAGACUCAAACACCCCCACCAAUUAUGCCACCAAUGAAUGCAAGCACUUGGCGGUUUGGUCGUGGAAAAUCACUGCCCCCCGUUGUGGCACCUGAGCCUGACGAUGGAGGGAUUGAUGAUUCACCUCCCAGCAGCCCUCGACCAUCUUCUUCUAAUGAAGGACGAAAUGGUAGCCCUAGCCAGAGAUACUUUCCAUCAGCCCUACGUGCUCUUCCCUCUACGGCUGGAAUUUCCGCUUUCAAGAGGAUGUGGGGAUUUCAGGAUCAGUCCAAGGCAGAGAACAAACCCCAACAAGCUAAAUCUGAUACCACACUGCCCGAUACUCCAACCCAGGCUGAUCCUGUAACCGCUGAGAAGCCGGGUGUGACUGAUGUCAAGUCUGAUGUCAAGUCUGAUGCUCCUGACACGAGCCUGAGUCGUGAUCUAGUGGCUAACGACAAGCUGGAUGCCGAAAGCGCCGAGAAGCCAGAGACUGCCGAUGUCAAGCCUGACACACCCGCUGCGGACCUGAGCCGAGAGAUAGCUGUCGACGAUGUAACUCGACCUAAAUUCGAUUCCUUUGUCUCUGAGCCACUGUUUUCUCAAGAUAGUGCUCCUCUAGAGGAGUCUCAACCGGAAGCUUCUCAAAUUGACGAGCCACAGAAUAACUCCGACAAGCUCAGCCGUGAUAUUGCUGAGGAUCAAAUCGUCACGGAAGGACAGUCUGGCGAGACAAAUCAGGAUCAUGCCACAAAAGCCCUUGAACCCGUGGUGGAACAAGCCGUCGAAGAGAGCCCACUCAAGAUAACCGAGGACGAUUCCUCGAAGUCUGCUGAGUCACAGGAUUUCCAGCCUGCUUCUGAAGAAAUAGAAAAGCCCAUCGACCUAAAGCCUGUUCAGGAUACCCAAGAAAACCUGGUUGUGGCAGCAGUAGACCUUGAAUCAACACCUGCUGAGCCAAAAAUAGAGGACGUGGCCAAACCGCACGAAGUCGAACCUGUUCAGACUGUCCGAGAAGAACCCGGCACAAUCACCAAGGACGAUGUGGUAAACCCUACUGAAGGAGCUCCGUCUGAAAACGUGGAGAUCGAUGAAGCCGGUUCCAAGAAGAAGGCCAAGAAAAACAAGAAGAAGAAGAAGAAGAGUCAAGCGAGUCAGGCCGAGUCCACUGAAGACCAGCCGAGGGACGUGACCAAGCAAGAUGAUAUUCCUCAGCAACCACAGGCCGACGAAGCGGAAUUAAUGUCCGACAAACCAACCGCCGAGGCAUCUGUUCCAAGUCCCGAGGAGCAAGCUUCGCCUGAUCAUGCAAAGGAGUUCAAGCCUGAAGAUAAGCUGCAGACCGACAGCAGCAUUGUUGAGACCGAGGCCAAAGAGCCACCUGCCAUCGAUGAUAAACCAGUAGACGAAUCCGUGAUCCGUGACCAGCCAAAGAGCGAUGCAACUAAGGAACUACCACAAAUCGACGACAAGCCCACUGAACUCGAAAUCAAGCAUCAGCCACAGACCGACGAGACCAAAAAUCAACCCAAGACUGAUGAAAAGCCGGUGGAUGAACCUGAGCCCAAGGAACACCUGCAAACCGAUGACAAGCCAGUAGAUGAGCUUGAUCUGAAGGAACAGCCACAGACCGACGAGGUCAAUGACCAGCCUAAGGUUAUGGACAAGCCAGUAAAUGAAUCUGUGCUUGAGGAUCAAUCGAAGCCCGACGAUGAGCCUGCUGAACUUGAGACCAAGGAUCAGCCCCAGCUUGAUGACAAACCAGCUGGGACCGAGAUCAAGGAUCAGACACUGGCCAGCGAGACAACAGAGAAAGCGGAGACUGAUGACAUGCCGGCAAAUGGGCCUGAGCUCAAGGAACAGCUAACAACCGACGACAAGCCACGUGAAACUGAGACUAUGGAUCAGUCACGAAAUGAUGAGAAGCUAGCUGAACCUCAAAAUGAAGAACAGCCGCAGGUCGACCCGACUCCAGACCAAUCCAAGCUUGAUGACAAGUCAAUGCUUGAACCCGAGGCCAAGGAACAGUCUCAGACCGAUAAUGAGCCAGUGAAGGAAUCCACGUCUGAAGGAUCAGCCCAAGUCUCUGAUGGUCUCACCGCCAAGUCCCCCGCAAAUGAUGCUGUUCCUGUAGAAGUUUUGGAUGCUGAGCGAAUUGCCGAGGAGGCUCGUGAGGCUGAAGAAAAGGCUGCUCGUGAAGCAGAAGAAGUCGAGGCAGCGAGUGAGACCGCCGAAAUGGAGUCCAUCCUUGAAAAGAAAUCGAAAAGGAAGGGUCGUCUCCUCAAGAAGGACCUAGCACGUCUCACAGCUCUUGAGGAGAACGCCACAAGAAGAGCAGAAGAGAGAGCCACCCGUGAAGCUGAGAAGCAGAUUGCUGAGCAAGUGGCGAAAGCAACCACCGCCGAAGCCCCUAUUCCAGGCUCCUCUGAAACAGACAACGCAUCAGAGAAGCCCGAGGAAGCUCAGGACAAAGAUGUUCCUCAAGCCAGCGAAGAGACUACUGCCGAGAGAACGUCUGAUACAAGUGCAAUCCCCUUGCUCUCCAAUGAACGUGAAACGCAGGAUGUUGGUCAAUCGACCGAAGAUCCUGUAAACUCGACACCAUUGCCAAUAGCAGAAGAAACUCAGGAAAGCCACAACACUGUCGACACAGCUCAGCCUAUAGAACAGCAAGAUGCAGCAGUUGCGGAUGAAGGUGUAGAGCCCGCUAGCAGCAAGAAGUCCAAGAAAAAGAAGAAGAGAAAAUCAGUUUCUUUCGUUGAGAAUGGAGAAGCGCAAGACACCGCGACGGACAGUGUCGAGCCAUCUGUUCUGGCGCCCGAGCCCCAGCUUCCUGACCAAUCUACUGCCAGCAUCGAAGCACCAGUUACCGAAGAAGCUUCCAAUGUUCCAACCGAUGAUCACACUGCGAAGGAUGUACCCCCCACGGAUGCCAAGCAGACCGAGGGACACCCUUUAGAUAUGCCUGAUGAGCCUGUAGCCGAGAGCACCCCUGCUGAAUCUCAGCCGGAAGAAACUGCGGACCUUGUCCUGAACGACGCUGCAUCGGAAGCACCAUCGGAAGCACCAUCUGAAGAACCGUCCGAGAAGAAGAGCAAGAAAAAGAAGAAAAAGAAGAAGAACGCCUCUCCUUUAGAUGAGCCAGAAACGCAACCGGAAGCCGACUCUCAACCUCAAGAAACCCCCGAGUCUGCGCUCAAGAAGGAUGCCCCCGAAGAUGUUAAGGACGCUACUCCACAAGACACAUAUCCUAACGCUUCAAACGCGGUUGAUUUGGGAGGUGUUGAGUCCACAGAGGUACCGCUCUCCAAGGAUGAAACGGCACUCCCUCUUCAACCGGAGACAAAUACUUCCCAUGAGCCUGUCCUGGCAGAUGAAGAACAGACACAGCCAGCUGAUGUCAACAUCCCCGUAGAAACACCACCUACACAGGAAUCAGCACCAACUGUUGAGGGCGACAAGGCCAGUAGCACAGCUCCUGAUCAACCCCCUGCCGAAGACUCUCUGAAUAUCGAGGACCCCGACUCCCCUGCGAAGUUGUCCAAGAAAGACAAGAAGAAGAAGAAGAAGGCAGAAAAGAAAAAGGCCGCCAUUGAAGGUACCCCGGAUCCCGAGUCCGACCUUGCAACCCCUUCCCAGAACGCUGAAGCUCUACCCAAGGAUGAAGCUGCCGAUUUACCAACCGAAACUUCCAAAGAUACGCGCGAUGAAACUCCUAAGCAGACCGAUACAAACGAGACUCCUGACAAAGAUUCCAACCUGGAGGGCAAACUUGCUACUCCAGCAGACGAUGCCAAGGCACCAGACACCGGUGAUUCCGGAAAACUUCCAAGCGAAGAACCAGCUGGUCCUGAAGACGAGCGGGACAACGAUUUUGAAAUCCUGCAGGACCCCGAGACCAAACAUCCAACGGAGCCGAAUCCGGAACCGGAAAAGGAGGACGCCGACGUCCCCGCCGUGGAUGAGGCUAAGAGCCAAGGACCUUCCGAGGGUAAUGAACUGGAGGAGGACAAGACCAUCACUGGUGGUCUUGAAGUCCCUGUCAAACCCGAGGCAAAGCUGGAGCCGGGAUCGGAGCUGGGAGAGGAGAAACUGGAAAACAAUGAGGAGUUUGCUGGGCUGUCGAAGAAACAGAUCAAAAAGUUGAAGAAAGCCAAAGCUCUAGCUGCCUUGGAAUCCCCACUCGAGCCAAGCCCGCCUAAGGAACCCGAACCCUCAAACGAGGAAACGCUGGAACCUACGGAUGAAGCUGGAUCAGAAGCUGGGUCGAAACUUCAGACUCAGUCCGAAUCUGCUGGGACUGAAAGCCCCGACAAGGCAGUCGAAGAGCUUGGCCCCGAGGUUGAGAAUGAAGCACCAUCAGGGAUCAAAGAGACUGUACCUAUAGAUGAACCUAACUUUGAAGCUGAAUCCAAGUCCAAGACUGAGACACAAUCUCUGGGCGGCCCCGAUACUCAACCUGCAACUGAGCCAGCUGCUGCUGAGCCUGAAGCUGAUGCCGAUGUUCCACCAUCACAACCUGAAUCUCAACAACAGAUGACCCCCGACCAGGAUAUUAUCGUUCCUGCGCCGGAGGUCAAGUCUGGAGACGAGACGCAUGCCCCUUACGAGGACUCGAUUACUAACAUAGCAGCCGACCAGGAAAUUGUGGAGGAAGACCGUGCCGAUCUGCCAAGUCAGCCACCUCAGGAUGUCCUCGAAGUCAUCCAAACUCCAGUCGUGGCCCCGGAAGCAGAUUCAGAGCAUAGCGUUACAGACAACACAAACGUCACAGAACCAGUCGUGGAGGACCCUUCGCCCCAUCCUUUAGAAGAGAAGGAGAAGAUCGCAAAACCCAGUGAAGACAGGGAAGCUCUGGAGCAAGACACAAUCUUAAACCCCAUUGCUCCUGUUAGUCCACUUGAGGUACCGGCCGAUGUUCCCGUCGAGACUCCGGAUAACGGCAUUUCUCUGGAGACCGCAGACGGUCCUGACGAGUCUUUGGCACAGCUUCCGAAACUCACUGCACAGCCUAAAACUGAGUUUGAACCUGACCAUUCUCUUCAACCGGUUUCUGAUUCUCAUGUACAUGAGACUCCUAUUUCUCUACCUGACUCUGCAGAUAUCAUUGAGAGAAAGCCUCAAGAUGCUGAGUCUUCUGGAAGUCCUCACCGUUCUUCAUCGGCCACUAUAGAACAACCCACUAAGCCCCUGGAAUCAAAUGAUGACUCUGCCGACCCAACAGAGAUCGUAGAGCCUCAGCAACAGGCUGAGGCACAUCCUGUGCUUCAACCACCCAGUGCGAGCGAAGUGUCACCCAUUCCCGAGCCCGAGGUUACUGUCCCUUCCGAGACAGUUGAGGCCUUAACACCAUCUGCUACGAACGUCGAUGAAGCGAUUGCAGGUUUAUCAGAUGUGGAGCAGAACAAACUUCACGAGGACCAGAAGAAAGAACCAAGCGAAAAUGUCGAGCAGCCUGAGGAGUCAACCCAGCCUGUUGGUGGUGAAACUUCCUUGGAUACUACAAUUAUGGACGAUGCAAUGGCUCCAGCUGACCGGUCUAUGCCUGAGUAUAAACAAGAAGCAGCCCAGGAAGCUUCUCCUUCUACCCCAAUCGUCACGGAUACCGACCAAGGCAGUGCACCUGAAGUGAUCGAUGGCACAAGAAAGGAUGAGAUGGCACAGUCGUUCAAGGACAAGACAAACGAACCCGUUUCUGAAAUAUUGCAAGAAGAGCCCUUGUCUGAAUCUGCUCAUUUUGUGGCUAUGCCUGAUAUCGAUGUCCACGCGACAAGGGAUAGCGAUGGCCAAGUUACUGAGUCACUCGAUCAGGUCGAUGAAAAGAAGAGCGUCGAAGACCCUACAGCAACGGAGGUGGAAGUCCCGGAUACAUCAAAGUCGACCAAUGACUCUGCUCUUCCUCGACUUGAUGAUAGUGAACUGAGUCAUGUUCGAGAUUCUGCUUCAUCAGUCCAGCCUUCUUCGCCGGUCCAGCCUGUUCCACCCCCCACCGUGACUGAUACUGCCGAAACGAAAGUGUCUACAACGCCCGCUCAUGAACGCGCCGAAAAUGAGUUCACGACCGAGGAAUGGCAGGACCUUUCCGCUAAGGACAGGAAAAACAUCAAAAAGAAGUUGAAAAAGAAGGAUCUCGACUUAAUCAUCAAAGACUCGUUUGAGCCAACGGCUUCUGCUAAGGAUGACUUGCCUCAAAUCGCUCCUGAACUAGUUUCUGCCACACCGCAAACCAAGCCCACAGUGAUCCAGGAGACCCCCGAAAACGACGGCUUGAUUACGGAGGAGAAAAAGGGUCUCGAGUCUCACGAUGAGCCAGAGGUGACAGCUGACCAAUCAACAAGCGUUGCGGAUUACCAGGAACGCGACCCCAACGACUCACCACUUGUGCCUGAGUCCCUCUCAAACAUUGGACGUGAAUCAGAGAGACAAGAGACACCACAUAACAAUGCUGAUCUCCCCGCCUACGACGAGACGAAGAGAGGGCAGAAAUCCAGUGAGGAUGCAGAGGGGGGAUCAAGCACUCCAGCUGAUGUUCCAACCACGACCGACGCUCACCUAGCUUCUGAAGACGAUCAACCAACAUCCCAGUCACAGAAUGAAGUCAACAUCUCACCGCCAGCGAAUGAAGGCGCCCCUCCAGAGCCGGACGUUGAUACUGUGGCUACUGAGCUGAUUGCAGAGUCGAACGCUGAACCCUUACCUGAACACAGCCCGGUUCCAGAAACAACAAGCCAGCAGCUAACAGACGAAUCAUCGCCGGCCAAGGAAUCAAAGCAUCUGUUUCUCGAGCCAGUCCCAGAAACCAGCUAUGUACCAGUGACGGAUGGUUCUGCUAUUGAUGCAACCCCCGUCCGAACUUCAGAAGAGGUUGAACCUCCAACUGAAAGGACUUUGGAACCACCAGUCGAGGCUUCGCCGAAAAAGAGUAAAAAGAAAAAGAAAUCCCGAAAGUCUAGCCUCGUGGUGACAGAGGAUCCCGAGCUCAUUGGUGAGCCUACUGGCUCUGUCAAACAAGAAACUCAAAUGCCUUCUAUGGAGCACGCACCAGAACAUAGAAUGAAGAAUGAAUCUGAGGACAAAGAUGAUAUAGUAAUGCCCCCUGCACCGACGGCUGAGUUGCAGCCAUCAACAGAACCUCUCUCAACCGAUACGGCUGAACAGCCGGCUCCUAGCACCCCACUCCAGGAGUCCCUGCAACAAGGGGCGGACGUUGAUUUGACUGGAAUGGAAAACACAAACAGCUCAGCUAGAACUGCUGCCUCAAACAACGAAGCAAAGGUCGAGCAAGAAUCUGCCCCUGUGGUGGAAGAAGCCAGAGAUGUUACGCUUGUCGAAAUGCCGCCAACUUUGGAGGACGUAGAGUCAGCUGAACCAGCACAACCUCAACAGGAACUGAUAGCUGAAGCCGAAGGACCAUCACCAGGCAUGGCUGAUGCAGCCUGGCAGACAAAUGAUGAAUCUAUUCUUGCCGGACAAGCUGAAGCAGACAAAGAAAUAUCUAUCGACGUCGAGCCAAACUCCAAGGACACCAAGGCUGUUAUAGAGAAUGAAAAGGAAGAGAAGGUCGAGCUUAACGACAACAGCAAGGAGCAUGCAGAGUCGGAAUCUGUCCCAGUACCUGCAGAGCUCCCAGAAGAGCAAAGAUCUCGUGCCAACACAGUGGUUGAGGCUAUUGAUCAGCAAACAGUAGCGGAACCAGCGGCAACUGAUCAACCUGGCGUUAAUGCAAGCUUCUCGCCGGAACGCCAGCCCGCGGAUCUUCUGCCGACUCCUAUAUCGCACGAGGAUGAUAUACAGGAACCAGCUAGGCAGGAACCUGAAAAACAGGAGGACCCCGUCAAGUCUAUCGAUGUUAUCGGAGUCCCCGCCGAACCAAGCCAACCAGAUACAGCAGCUCAAGUGAAGGACACGGCUAGCCUGCCCCUCUCCACGAAAGACAAGAAAAAGAAGAAGAGGAAAAGCAAAGCCGCUGAUUCUCUACCAGCCGAACCCACGGAACCUGCUGAGCUAACCAGCCAACCUUACCCCGAGCCGUCUCGAACCCACGACGACAAAGUGACUAUAAGUCCAGAUGCUGCAACGGCUGAGAACUCAACUCAGUUGGCCGCGCCAAGCAUUGCUGAUGCGCCUGAACCUUCAAUAGAAAUCGGCCAAACACGAAACUCAGUUCCAGAAGUAAAGCAGGAGGAUGUUCAAGACAACAAGGGCCCUUUUUUGGACAACUCAGUGGCCGACAGGGAAGACAACACCAUAGAGGAGAUUCCUCUAUCCCGUGAUGUAACCCUCGCCGAAGGGGCCACCACCGAUAUGCCACCAAGUGAUCCCCUUGCCGCCUCUGAAACUUUCCCUAGUGUGAGAAACGAGUCUCCAUCAGUGGUGAAGGCAGAAGUGAAAACGACCGAUAAUCCAUCACCACCUCAGUCGUCUGAGCCUUCACUUCAAAUUGAGGAAGCCUCUCCUGCCCCUGUGAAAUCUUCCAAGAAGGACAAGAAAAACAAAAAGAAGAAGCAGAAGCAUGUAGAUGAUGACGCCGAUGCAUCAAGAGAUUCACAAGAUGGUGCAUUUUCUGUCCUACCUCAAGUUAACCAGCCUGUUAAGGGUGACUCUCCCGUCAAACAGCCCAUCCAGCUGACGGAACCAGUCCCUGAGACUUCAGAACCGGAUAAGUCUGCCCCUACGGUAGGAGAAGCCGGAACUUCGGUGCAUGCCGUGUUCGAGCCCAUUGAAGAGGCCAAUCCUCCAGUUCUCGCCGAGGAGCCUAAGCCACUUGGAAAGGAGCCGGAUGUAAUCGAUAGAGAGGCUUUGGAUCAAACCAAGGACACUCUGCUGUCGGAAUCUGAAACACUUGGCGAGCCGCUUGCCGCCGACCAAACUAGAGAGCUCGUGCAAGAAACUCAAGCAGGUCAAGGCCCUCCCGAACAGGUGGACAGUGGCUUUGAAAUCCGACAACCAGACAUCCUGACUCCCGAACCACAGUCUGCGAAAGAAAGGGAGAUUAGUGACAUGGCAGACACGGUAUCGCCUGUGCCACUGGCUGAUAAGGAAGAUCACCAAUUCGGCGGUACCCAAGAAGUCAUUAGCAAGAAUGACCAGCCUGAACCCUCGACAAGGACCGUACGAGAUUUUGCGCCUCCAGCUGACAGCAGCGCUACAAUGGACACCGACGUCCCAACUUCCUACAAGGACGUCUCUCCGGUGACCGAAGUCCCUAGAAAGGCUAGUAUUGGGGAACCUACCACUACAAACGCACCUAGACAUCCUGCUUCUGCCGACGACCACGCCACCGAGGUGCCAACGCCUUCGCAAGCUGCCUUCCCAGCGGUUGGGGUCCUCGAUAGCGUUACAGGUCAACAUACCGCCGGCCCGAAGACGACGUCCCAAGAAACUCCUACACCUGGCUCUCAACCAUCUACCGGACAAACAACAACGCCUGCUGAUGACAUAUUAGCUGCCAAGAUCGCAAAGAGAGAAAGGAAGUUGGCACGAAAGCUAGCGAAGGAGAGAGCCGCCGCAGAAAAAGAAGCCCAAGAGAAGUACACGGUGUCCGGUGGACAAGAGCCUGUGCUCCCGCCAGACAAUAAAUCGGCACAGUCUGCAGAGCCGGACAAACCAGUCUCGCAAAUACAAGUUGCUGUUCAGAUAGCACCGACAACAGCUGUCACAGAAGCGCCUACGGAGGCCACAAAAGAUGACCAUGCCCGAGAACUUGCUACCACAGAACCAAAAAAGAGCAAGAAAUCCAAACGGAAGUCCGAAACAUCCAUCCCUGAGCCUGCCAACGAACCUGAUGUCCAGCCUGCGGUAAAGUCCAGGCAGUCAGAACCAACUUCCUCUAAGAGCACAGAUCCUGAUCUCAGUCGAUCACAACCAACACCUGUGCCAAUGGAGACACCCAUCAAGUCUGAAGGACAAAACUACACCGGAACCGAACCUGACGCUACAGCUACUGACAAACUCUCUGAUGACACAUCUGUACCCAAAGCGAGACCUGCCCCCCCUGCGCGAGAAGGAAAGGAACGACGACUUCCAGAAGGUGUGAUCAAUUCCCCGAGUAGCAAGGAAGAGACAAAAGCUGCACCAGCUUCGAGUAAACCCAGCAAAUCGAUCUUUGCUGGACUUACUGCUGCUACUGCCGCUUGGGGCAGCGCGCUUUUCGGCGACAAGAAGGAUGUGCCAGAAACCGACGACAAGAAGCAAGAUGAAGGAAAGAAACCGGAAGGAAAAGGUCAUCUUCGUGAAGGACGUGGAGGACAUGAUGGGAAAACUCAAACCGGUGAGCAAAAUGCAACCACGAUAAGCUCGCAUGGCAUCAAACCAACAGUUAAGGAUACUGGUAAAGACAGCCCCAAAGAAAGUUCGACACCCCGAGAAACUAAGGAGGUCAAACCCAAAGGUCUGAACGAUGAUCUUCCGACGGACAGCAAUGAUCACAAGGACAAAGGAAAAGGCGUUGCUAGCGAUUUAAAAGAGGAGGCAAAGAUGACGGAGAAGAAAAAAACGUCAAAGAAAGAGAAAGCUGUCGCACCGCUGGCAGAUGACACUAUCUUCGACGUACCACAAAAGAGCAAGGAUGUUGAAAAAAAAGACAAGAAACCCGAAGCAGCUACUGCGGUCAGAGAAACUCCAGUCAAGGUUGACAGAGUGCGCAAGGAAAUGUCACGAGUGCCACAGCAGGAGACAUUAGACGAAGUAGAGAGUCCUAUCCUCGGUCGCGGAGAUCUAGAUCUAGAGCUAUCACGAGGAUCUCCUAGGCCUCUACUACGCCGUGACUCUGCCGUCGAGGAGCCCAGGGGUGGCCUUCUACGAGAGGACAGCAAGACAUUUACACCACUGAUGGGGACUGAAUCCGACAUCAGCGACCUACGAAGAUCUCCAAGCAGACUUCUAGAGCCAGUCCCCGAGGUUCCUGAGGCGGAAGCUGAGCCGACCAGAGCUGCAACCUCAGCACCGAAGCGCACACGCGACAGUGACCCUGUUGGUGACGCAUCAAGCUUUCAGAGACGAAGCAGGCGUAUGAGUGAAGAGGCGAAGCGUGAUAGCGGGCUUGGAAGAGAGACACCUACGUCGAGACGAAGCAAGCGCUCCAGUCCGGAAAGAUCUCGCGAUAGUGGAGUGCACACUGAUGACUGGGUCGAGCCAGAACGUCGCCCUCAAUCGGCCAUUGACCGCUCAGCAUUGUAUAGCCCUGAGCCACCAAGCGAGAGAAAACUCCGCCGAUCUCCUCGAGGUACGCCAGUUCUGCGAGAGCCGACAGCUCCAGAAACGGCGCCGGAGCCGGAAAAAAAGAAACAAUAUGGAGCCCUUACUCCAGCCGGAGCGGCAGCUACCGCCGUUACAGUGGGUGCGGGUGCGGGUUUAGCGGCUGCGCUACGAGCCGGGGGACCUGGACCUGAACCUUUUCCUUCGCCUCUAACUUCACCGACACCAAUAACGCCAACUCCACGCCCACGCUCAAACCCAAACUCCAAUCCAGCUUCAACUUCAAUUUCUGGUCGAAGAAGCGCAUCCGACAAUGCAAGUCCUACUCGCCGACCAACUCCACGUCUCGACGCUGCAGGGCGUCGAACCGUCUCCAACACCAGUCUUUCCCGCCGUAGGACCCCAGAGCCGCUAAACUUCAGGCCUGAAAGUCCAGGCAUCAACCGAGCGUCAGGCACCCCCACACCGCCGCUUCGCCGUGUUGACAGGCGAAUGAGUAGCGAUUUGCGGGCAAUACGUCAACAAAACACCACCGCUGCACCCGCAAACUCCACGCCCGUUGCAAAUGAGGGUCGUGCCCGUGCCAAGGAUAUGGCCGACGUCUACGAUGGCUUCGGCGAAGGUCGCAUCGGCUCACCCCGAUCACCCACCCGGCCGCACAGCAUGCGUCGCCGGCAGAGCAUGCAGGUCCUUGAACUCGAGAACAGGGUUGAGUUGUUGAUGGCCGAGAAUCGCAUGCUUGCAGAGGCUCGCGCUAUGACAGAGUCAAACCUAAGUCAACGUGCCGCCAACAGCCUGUCCGAACGCGAUUCCGAGAUCGACAAACUUAGACAAUCCUUGCAGUUUCUCCAGCAUGAGGUUUCGCGGCUUACCGAAGUUAACGACGGCCUCACAAGCGCCAAUGCCGAGCUCGCCAACAAGGAUAGCGGCCGCGUAGCCGAUCUCGAGAGCCGCCACGCGGAAGUUGCGCGUGAGCUUGAGGAGACUCGACGCGCCAAGGGUAGCUCGGAACAAACCCUAGAAGCAAAAGAUGCAGAGAUUGCCGAACUUCGCGCCGAACUCGACUCCGCCAAAGAAACGAUUCGCGAUUUACAACGCCAGAUUCUCGAGUCCAAGGCCAACGACGACCAUUUCCUCAACAUUCGCGAUGAGGACCACUUUGAUCAUCGUUGCCAACAACUAUGCUCCCAUGUUCAGCAAUGGGUGCUUAGGUUCUCCAAGUUCUCGGAUAUGCGCGCUUGCAGACUAACAAGCGAGAUUAAUGAUGAGAAAACAAUUGACCGACUCGACAAUGCCGUCCUCGAUGGCUCCGAUGUCGACGUUUACCUUCGGGACCGCGUAAAGCGACGAGACAUCUUCAUGUCAAUGACCAUGAACAUGGUCUGGGAAUUUGUCUUUACCCGCUAUCUAUUUGGCAUGGAUAGAGAGCAGAGACAGAAGCUCAAGUCGCUAGAAAAAUUGCUGACCGAGGUCGGCCCUCCCGAGGCUGUGCGCCAAUGGCGCGCAGUCACUUUAACCCUGCUGGCGAAGCGAGAUAGCUUUAAACGCCAGCGCGAUCUGGAUACAGAGGCUGUUGUACAGGCCAUCUUCCAGACGCUAUGCAAGAUCCUUCCCCCGCCGUCAAAUCUGGAGGAUCAGAUUCAAUCUCAGCUACGACGCGUCAUGAGAGAGGCCGUUGGUCUCUCGAUUGAGAUGCGUACGCAAAAAGCUGAAUACAUGAUGCUGCCACCUCUGCGACCCGAGUACGACGCAGACGGUGAGCUUACCGCCACAGUCCAGUUCAACGCUUCGAUGAUGAACGAGCGAAGUGGCAGCAUCACCACGUCGAACGAAGACCUAGAGGCUCAAGGUGCCAUCGUCAGAAUCGUUCUCUUCCCACUCGUCGUGAAGAAGGGAGAUGACAAUGGCAAGGGCGAUGAGGAAAUCGUGGUAUGCCCUGCUCAGGUUCUCGUUCCUCGUUCCAAGCACCUCUUCGGUGGUGCAAGUGAUGGAGGAGGCACUUCUAUCGGUGCCCGCAGUCACAUCAGUGUCGUGACCGAAACAUUGGGCCAAACCGAGGUAGAUUAUUUAGAUGGGGGAUCAUAG